Poecile atricapillus (Black-capped chickadee) is the source of this 1057-nucleotide messenger RNA. It is a transcript of the gene CENPO, whose product is annotated as centromere protein O. The coding region runs from base 141 to 1028 and encodes 295 amino acids. The record is from RefSeq and is a predicted model, not a curated record. Lineage: Eukaryota; Metazoa; Chordata; Aves; Passeriformes; Paridae. Gene Ontology annotation, cellular component: kinetochore; Mis6-Sim4 complex. The transcript has 7 exons.
UACUGCACCAGCGCCGCCGCCAUGUUGCCGUACGGAACCGCGUGGGUUGCCGGGAGCCUGCAGGGCGCCGCCAUGUUGUACGGAACGGAGAGCUGCGUGAUGACGCACUUCCGGUGGCGCAGAGGCGGGAAACUUGAGGGAUGGAUCCCGGAAAAAAAGAGCAGGAAAAGGAUGAGAAAAAGGAUUUUUCACAUGGUCUCCUGGCGCACCUGGAGUGGCUGGAAUUCCGGGCUCGCCGGGAAGCCGUGGAUCAGGAAAAGCGGGAACGCCGGGAAGAGCGCCGGGAAUUCCUCCUCUCCAAAAUCCGGGAAUUGCGGGAACGCCGCCAUCGGCUCCGGGAAAAACUGGGAGAGGCAGGAAAAGCCGGAAUUCUGAGGGUUCCGAAGGAUCCGGAUCCUCCUGAUCCGCGGGAAGUGCUGGAGUGGAAAAUCCGGAGCUGUCGGGAUUUGAUCCGGAUUUUCCGGCUCACCGGGAUCAGCGGGAAUUUCUCCCAUUCCGGAAUUUCCUUCUCCUUCCACACAUCCUUCGAGGGCUCCUUCCUGGAUUCCUUCCAGCUGGAAUUCCAGGAAUUCCGACAUUUCCGGAUCCGCCGCCAUUCCAUCCCUCCCUUCAUCCCCCUGGAGCUGCUGUGCCGCCGGUUCCUGCCCCGGAAUCUCCGGGAAUUCCUUGGAAUUCUCUUCCAGCACCUCAACGCCUUCGUGGCCCGCAGGGAGCAGCUCAGGCAGCUCCAGGAGGAAUUUUCCGAGUUCAUCCAAGGAAUUCCCUCCCAGAAUUCCCUCUUCAACCUCCUGAGCUUCCGCUACCGAAUCCCCGGGAAAAUUCCCGGAGAAUUCCCGGAAUUCCGAGCGCGGCUCCUGUACCGGGACCCCCUGCGGAGCCUCCCCAGCGACGUCACCGUCACCACCCCCGCGGGAAUUGCGGCGCCUCCGGAGCACUCGGAGCUUUUCCGGAGCCUCUCCCUGGCCGGAGCCUUCCGGGCCCUGCGGAACCCCCGGAACCUUCCGGAAUCACCGGCGGGAAUCGGCUGAGGACACCGAAAUUCCCAAAAAAACCCGGA